GUACGAUCAAGGAGUUGCAACGGCGGUGCAGAAUCAGUCAUCAACGACCACAGCACGACAAAACAUUAACAAAGGUAGUAGCCGGACCAACGGUAACCUAGGCAACCGGAGCACUGGUAACUAUGGUAACGGCGGUGGACGCGGUAGAGGGCCCGGUUUUGGUAACCGGGGCAACGCUUCUCCUUUGGUGAAUCCGGCGAACACACAACUGGCUACACGCCUUGCACAGGAACUGACGGAUCAGAGCUACGAGUGUACCGUGUGCUACGAUACAGUAGGACGCAAAGCAAAGGUGUACAGUUGUGAGACGUGCUACAUGGUGUUCCAUCUAUCCUGCAUCUCCCAGUGGGCCAAGGCGAACGCUAAGAACAACAGCGCCAG
This is a messenger RNA of Sphaeroforma arctica JP610, 381 nucleotides long. RefSeq lists its product as hypothetical. Gene Ontology annotation, cellular component: nucleus. The annotation marks the transcript as partial. Gene Ontology annotation, molecular function: DNA-binding transcription factor activity, RNA polymerase II-specific; RNA polymerase II transcription regulatory region sequence-specific DNA binding. Gene Ontology annotation, biological process: regulation of DNA-templated transcription. The record is from RefSeq and is a predicted model, not a curated record. Lineage: Eukaryota; Ichthyosporea; Ichthyophonida. The transcript is spliced from 2 exons.